CGCGCACUCGUGCCCAUUUUGUCAAGCAACUGUCCAAACAAAAUCAUUUUUCUGAAAGUCCGAGCUCCGUGCGGAAAAUCGUUUUCCUUGAGUUUUUCCGAGUUUUGCGAGUGAAAAACAAGAUGCAAGCUGCUCGUCCCCUGUCUCUGGUCGCCCGCAAUGCGGGCGUCCUCUCCCGGGCUUAUCAUGGACCGAGCAACUUCCGGGUGUACACCAUGAACGACAUGCCCGUUCCAGAGGGAGAUUUCUUCGAGGAACACCGCCGCAAAAACCGGGUGUAUAACACCGUGCUGGCGGCCGGGAUCGUGAUCUUCGGAAUUACGUUCACCGUGGCCAAGGAAAGUGGACUCAUCUUCUUCAACUACAACCCCCCGAAGAGCCUCGAUUAAGCCCGGAGGGUUCAGACGGUAGCCGACGAACGUAUCCUUAGGCUGUCAUGGGAAAAUAAAGAAACAUGAUUUAGCCAGUA
This is a messenger RNA of Anopheles darlingi, 469 nucleotides long. RefSeq lists its product as uncharacterized. NCBI's taxonomy places the organism in Eukaryota, Metazoa, Arthropoda, Insecta, Diptera, Culicidae. The record is from RefSeq and is a predicted model, not a curated record. The transcript is spliced from 3 exons. The coding region runs from base 123 to 389 and encodes 88 amino acids.